GUUCGGACGUGGGGCACACGCAGAGCCUGCGCCGCAACCGCGGCACCGGUAGCACCACCACCGCGCAGCUGCUACUUUCAGCCAGGAACCGCCAGGGUAUUCCGACGGUGCAAGCAGAGCAAAUCCUACCUGCUUUCACGCCGGAUGACACCAUAUCGCUGGGCCGGGUGGACACGAACGGCAGUCAGGGCAGCUCGGACGAGUUGGAUGCUGACCGCACGGCGUUGACCGAAUUCUUUUCGGAGACCGAGAGCGCCUUUCUCCGACGCUUUAAACGGCUGAAUCGCUGGAAGAAAACGCAGUGGUGGCUACAGUCCAAUCAGUUGCACAACAGCAGACCAGGGCGACAUUUGCGGAUCAGCAACAGUUGGCAGGUGUUUUUUUCUGGCACCUGGGUGAAGG
This is a messenger RNA of Cladocopium goreaui, 402 nucleotides long. The record is from the annotation of a GenBank genome assembly. Lineage: Eukaryota; Dinophyceae; Suessiales; Symbiodiniaceae.